Messenger RNA from Glycine soja, 1791 nucleotides. RefSeq names its product chaperone protein dnaJ 10. The coding region runs from base 223 to 1410 and encodes 395 amino acids. The transcript is spliced from 11 exons. The record is from RefSeq and is a predicted model, not a curated record. Lineage: Eukaryota; Viridiplantae; Streptophyta; Magnoliopsida; Fabales; Fabaceae.
AAGCGUGAGGGCAAAAAGUCGGAACCACCGGAGAGGAGGGCUUCACACAGAGAAUUACGCGGUUGCAGCAGUCAACGCCCGGGAUUCCCACGUCCAUACCAACCACAACAGGCGGAGAGAGAGUUUAGGCCUUAGUGAGAAGGAUAACGCCAUUUGGUUUUGGCUUGGAAUACGUCAUCCACUGGUUUUUCUCCUUCGAAGAUCAAUCAACUGGGCUUUGAAAUGGUGAAGGAGACCGAAUACUAUGACGUGCUGGGUGUCAGCCCUACGGCAUCCGAAGCCGAGAUUAAGAAAGCUUAUUACAUUAAGGCACGGCAAGUGCAUCCAGAUAAAAACCCAAAUGACCCUCUUGCUGCACAAAAUUUUCAGGUUUUAGGUGAGGCUUACCAAGUUCUGAGUGACCCAGCUCAAAGACAAGCUUAUGAUGCUCAUGGAAAAUCAGGAAUUUCAACUGAAGCAAUUAUUGAUCCUGCAGCAAUCUUUGCCAUGCUUUUUGGUAGUGAGCUUUUUGAGGAAUAUAUAGGUCAGUUAGCCAUGGCAUCAAUGGCUUCAAUGGACAUCUUUACUGAAGGAGAACAAUUUGAUAGUAAAAAGUUGCAAGAGAAAAUGAGGGUUGUUCAGAAGGAGAGAGAAGAAAAGCUUGCAGAGAUACUGAAAAAUAGACUCAACCAAUAUGUUCAAGGAAACAAAGAGGGUUUUGUUAAUGAUGCAGAAGCUGAAGUAGCCCGGCUAUCUAAUGCAGCUUAUGGGGUUGAUAUGUUGAAUACCAUUGGCUACAUAUACGCAAGGCAGGCAGCAAAAGAGCUAGGGAAGAAAGCAAUUUAUUUGGGUGUGCCUUUUAUUGCUGAGUGGUUUAGAAACAAAGGGCACUCUAUUAAAUCUCAAGUUACAGCAGCAACAGGGGCAAUUGCUUUAAUCCAAUUGCAGGAGGAUAUGAAAAAGCAACUCAGUUCAGAAGGGGACUAUACUGAAGAAGAGCUUGAAGAAUACAUGCAAAAUCACAAGAAAUUAAUGAUUGACUCAUUGUGGAAGCUUAAUGUGGCAGACAUUGAAGCCACUCUUUCCCGCGUUUGUCAAAUGGUUCUUCAAGACAACGGUGCCAAGAAAGAAGAACUCCGCGCUCGAGCUAAAGGGUUAAAAACUCUUGGUAAAAUCUUCCAGAGGGUUAAAUCAGCCAAUGGAAACGAGAAUGAAAGUGUACCAAAUAAGGCAGUACACAAGUUGAAUGGAAGUGAAACUGGCAAUGAUACUUCUCCUAGUACAUCACCCAAAUCUUCAAGUCCUGAUUUUUCGUCUCAGAGCCCCUAUGUGGAGGCCCCGCGCUUUGCUGGCAUGCAAUUUGAUUAUAAUUUCCCUAGGCCAACCGCCCCCCCGGGUGCCCAGAGACCUACUUCAACCAGCAAGGAUUGAGUUUGAUAUCCGGUUUGUAGUUUAUUUGAUUGUUUGUUGGUUUUUGAGGGGGUGUAUUGUAUGUAUCGCUCGUGUGGAAUGUGCCUGUAUGUGCUGGAGAUCGCAUCUUGUCGGCGGGGACCGCAUUGUGCAGUGUUGUUUUGCUUGUCUAAUAAUUCUACGCAUAGAUGAGGGAAUGAUAAUUUAAGGUAGUGCUAUCACUGCCAGCUGGUCGUGAUUGGCUGCCAUGUAUUUUGAAUUGUGUAUUUUGUUGGGGUGCUUGCACUAAGGUUACUCUUUUUUCGUAAGAGGUAGUGCGAUGUCCAUUUUAGUAGGGAUUCCUGUAUAAUAACUCAAUUUAACAGAUAACAUGAUAUAUAUUUGGGUUGAUACUUUAUUCCA